Molecule: messenger RNA, 2442 nt
Organism: Ascochyta rabiei
Lineage: Eukaryota; Fungi; Ascomycota; Dothideomycetes; Pleosporales; Didymellaceae
Exons: 1
Coding region: 1-2442 (813 amino acids)
Source: RefSeq, a predicted model, not a curated record
AUGGACUUGCUGUUGUCCGCAAGUCGAGACAAGCCUUUGGGGGGAGCGCACAAUGCCCUGCAGACUGGAGAGAUACAGGCUGUCAUGAACCUCGUUGACAACAUGGAGCUUCAGAAAGAAUAUUUUGAAAAGGUACAAGGCAUGGAUAGCAACGACGUCAGCCUCAAAGACCUAGGCAAUACACUCCAUCUCGACAGUCAGAAACAUGUGUCAGAUGUUGUAGCCAUCUUGUUCAGAUACAGUCAUGACAUUCAGGUCAGAGGCAUGAUGGACAUCACGAAUCGAGACGAGGCUUCCGUCGAAGGACUGUCGGAUUAUCAGGAGCAACUUGUAGCGAACGUCAUGGAGACAAUAAACCAGAGCAGACUUGUUGCAGUUGGCUUACUGUACAAAUCUUGGUGGAACGUCGAAGUAGCAAUCACGCGAUGGUACGAAAGUGAAGCUCCUGUGGAACCAAAAUUCAACGCCAACAUUUUGACCAAUAACAUCCGUGAAAGCGACCCGUCGUUGCCUGGUUCUAGCGGCCUGGCGAAACGACCGUAUGAGGCGGAGGCUGGACCAAGUGGGUCAAAGAAAAAGCCAAGGACAACCAGUCCUGACCAGCAGAGCUUGGGAAGCCCUGAAGAGGAUCUCAGCGCUGCUCGAGCUCGACUCGAUCGAAUCAUUGCUGAGGAGCUCGCAGCCGAUUUGAAGCGAGCGAGGAAUUUUCAGCAGGAGACAGACAAGAACAAGAAUGCACAGGGAAGCUCGGAAGGUCCGAAGCCAACACUUCAGGGGAAACUCACCGUCGGCUUUGAGGGUUAUAGCCUUGAAGCAUUGAAGAGUAUGGUUGCAGCCGAAAAAACUGCUCCGGUAGGAGGCUUACAAAGUAAGGAGGUUUCAGAAUCGAGCAAGGAGACCGCCCCGCGGUCCUCCACAGCCGACCAAUCGUCAAAUAUCUUACCGGAAAUCAACAGGAGGUACAAUCUGAGAGAUCGAGGGGGGAAUAUUGACUACAGCGACGUGAACAGGAAGACAGAAAUGGUACUGCAAGACGAGGUGGCAGCGGCAAAGCUAUCGACGAGAAUGAGACAGCAAGUCAGUGGAGCGGAAAACAAUGAAAAGAAGCUUGAGAAGCUGGGGCAAAGGCAAUCAACACUACCUCCUGCGAGUAAGCCACCUUCGUACGACCAGAAAUCCGUAACCCUCUGGCCCGAGAACACACCCCUGGGUAUGUUAAACCCUCGAAGCAGAACACCCAGCGGGAGAGAGCUUAGUACUACCCUAUUGAAGAGCCUCCCAAUUCCACUUUUCAACAAUACAUUUUCUACCAUAGGCUCGUCUUCUCAUCUCACGAAGGCAUCAACUAGCCAUAUUCCAGAUAUCGAAGGCUUUCAAGCGCAUUCCAAACAGUCGUGGAGCACAGAAGGCCUUGAUGGGAGCGGAAAAGACAGUCCAAACAAUUUCACUCCACAAGAAAUCGGAAGAUUGGCAGAGCGCUACACAGAUUUGCAAAGACAGAAAAUCAGUCAGCCCUUCCUUCCGAUGACCCCAACUAAGACAUUGAUUUCGGAUCAUCUGAGCCCAGGAGAGGGUAUGCACAAAGCGUUGAAAUUCCCACACAGCGGUUCUCUCACCCUGUUACCGCAAAUUAUGCCUUCCAUCGAUCAGCUAAGAAGCACGACACCGAGUAAGAGCACUCCUGAGGUACCAUCGCCACGAAGAGGACCACCAGCCACACCAAGAGACGCUCCAGACAUGUCUCCAGCACUCUCUUUGCCACUGCAAACAUCCCGACCUGCAAGUCCAUCACAGCCGUCACGGCCAUCACAGCCGUCACAGCCAAAAACUUCCACACUAGACCAGUCCCCACAUGGCUCGCCCCAGGCACAGUCCAAAUCCAGCGGCCACACAAUAGAAGGCGUCCCGUAUUCUACCGUCCCAUACACUUUUCCGUCCUCACCUGCGCUCCGACCAUCCUCAGGUCCUUCUCUGGCCUCAGAUCGCGAUCUUUCAUCACUUUCCGAGUACUCACCACCACCGACCACACACCCAGACUCUGCAGUUUUGGGUCAUUACGGUGCAAAGAUGAACGAUCCUCUGUUUCAAGACAACCCAGCUAGUCGGGCCCCACCCCUCGACGGAGCUGAGAUCGCGGUCUCGGGUACAGAGAAGGUAGACAAUUGGCGGAGAGACAGUGCACAGAGAAUGAGUAUUGCGAGCGCAACAGCGCUUGCGCAGAACCUACUUGAUGCGGAGGAGGCGGCGAAGACGGCUUCUGAAGCCCAGCCUGGUGUUGAUGAAGAAGCAGGGAGGAGAGUGAGGUUUGCUGAUGAUGAGCAGAUCAUCGCUCUUGGUAAUGGCGGUGAUGAGCUGGGUGUACAGGACAAUAGAACGCAGAGUAUGGUGGACGAAGGAGUGGGUGAGGCAGAGUGCCCCGAGGAGUGGUUUGAGGACGCCUGA